AUGACCAAGUGGAUUUGGAGAUUCUUGGUGGAUAAAAAUUUACUUUGGGCUAAGGUGGUGAGAGCAAGCCAUGGCGAGUUUGUGUGGGAAAACAGUGGGUUGAGCAAAGUUGAUGGUAAGAGAAUGCAACCUGGUUGGUGGAAAAAUGUUGUGAGUAUUUGCAGGGGGGACGAGGGUAAGUGGAUGCGCGAUAAUGUGGAGGUGGUGUUGGGAGAUGGAGAACUAUUUAGUUUUUGGAAUGACUGGUGGAGUGGGGAGGGAAAGUUGUCCGAGCUGUUUCCUAGACUCUUUCGGAUCUCCGACAACAGAGCCGGAAGAAUCAAGAGUAUGGGGAAUUGGGUUGAAGGUAGUUGGACCUGGAAUCUUGGGUGGAGUCGAGAGCCAAGGGGACGGGAAUUACAGCAAGUUCAGUCCCUCUUAUCCAUUAUCAAUAGACGAGAUUUGAGGGUUGACAACCGUGAUGGGUGGUGUUGGAAAGCUGCUACAAACGGUGUUUUUUCAGUCAAGUCGGCUUAUGAGACUUUAAGCAGGGAGCGAAGACAGAGGAAUUAUCAAAUAAAAGAAGACGAAUUGACGCAGAUUUCGAAAAUCAAAGCCCCCGCAAAAGUCACCCUGACGGCAUGGAAGGUCAUCAAAGGACGUUUACCAACCAUCGACAAUCUUAUUCGCCGGCAGGUGGCAAUUCAGGGGCCGAACCUCUGUGUGAUCUGCAACGAGUGGGAAGAGUCAGUCGAGCAUCUAUUUUUCUCCUGCGCAAAAAUAGAAGAAGUCUGGAAGGAGGUGAUCCUUUGGAUGGGCAAGCAAGCUGUUUUCCACCUUAAAGCGAAGCCUCACUUUAAUGCCUUCGCCAACCUUGGGAAAAAGGAAGAUGUCAAGUUCUUAACCGCGGUUUGGUGUUGUGUAGUCUGGUGCAUCUGGAAGAAGAGAAACGAAUGCAUUUUCAAACAAGGUUCUUGGUCUAAGGAAAGAAUGGUUGCUGAAAUAAAGACUAGAAUUUGGGGUUGGAGUUCGGCUUUUAAUCUGAAUCAGCCCAACGCAGACUUCCGCAGAUGGAACGCAGCUGCUCAACUUCAGGGUUAA
Messenger RNA from Salvia miltiorrhiza (redroot sage), 1080 nucleotides. RefSeq lists its product as uncharacterized. Bases 1 to 1080 code for a protein of 359 amino acids. Lineage: Eukaryota; Viridiplantae; Streptophyta; Magnoliopsida; Lamiales; Lamiaceae. The record is from RefSeq and is a predicted model, not a curated record. The transcript has a single exon.